This is a messenger RNA of Metarhizium brunneum ARSEF 3297, 1485 nucleotides long. It is a transcript of the gene ALDH, whose product is annotated as Aldehyde dehydrogenase. The record is from RefSeq and is a predicted model, not a curated record. Gene Ontology annotation, molecular function: aldehyde dehydrogenase (NAD+) activity. NCBI's taxonomy places the organism in Eukaryota, Fungi, Ascomycota, Sordariomycetes, Hypocreales, Clavicipitaceae.
AUGGCGCCAUCACAGCUAUCCCCGGCCAUUCCCAACCACACCAAGACCUCCAAGACGGUUGAAACCCGUCUCUUCAUCAACAAUGAAUUUGUAGAGUCUGUUUCUGGCAAGCGCUUCGAUGUCAUUGACCCCUCCACCGAGAAAGUCAGCGCUUCAGUCUACGAGGCAGACGUCGAGGAUGUCGAACUUGCCGUCCAGGCUGCCAAAGCUGCUUUUCCCGCCUGGUCAGAACGAAACGCUGUUGAGAGGGCCCAUUUCUUGAACAAGUGGGCCGAUGCCCUGGAAAAGGCCGCCGACGAAAUUUCCUAUCUUGAUAGCAUCACCAUGGGCAAGCCAGCCUUUCCUGAUCGACUGGCCCCCAUGGUACCCAUCAUAAUCCGCUUUUUUGCCUCAAAGGCCCUCGACAUUACAGGAGAAAGCUCGCUCAACACGGCCGGCUUUCUCAACGUUAGUCUUAGGCAGCCAUAUGGCGUUUGCGCCGCCAUUACCCCGUGGAAUGCCCCCCUCAUGAUGCUGGCAUACAAGGUCUCGGCCGCCCUCAUCACGGGCAACACCCUUGUCCUCAAAUCGAGCGAAAAGUCCCCGCUCAGCUCCCUCGUGGCGGCCAGAUGCGCUUUGGAGGCCGGCUUCCCCCCUGGCGUGUUAAACAUCCUCAGUGGCUACGGCCGUCCGUGUGGCGAGGCGCUGGCACGGCACAUGGAGAUUCGCAAAAUCUCCUUCACAGGAAGCACUGCCACCGGCAAGGCCAUCCAGCGAGCCGCAGCCGAGACCAACUUGAAGAGUGUCUCGCUUGAACUAGGCGGCAAAAGUCCGCUCCUCGUGUUUGACGAUGCCAAUCUGGAAAAAGCCGUUAGCGCCGCCACCAUCUCGAUCCUCAUGAACUCUGGCCAGGUAUGCAACGCCACCACGCGCAUCUAUGUCCACGAGAAGCUCGCACAAGAUUUCAUUGGCGGCAUUAAAGCCGCCAUGUCUGCCAUGGGGGCGAGCGGUAAUCCCCUGCACGAAGGGACCAUGCGCGGCCCCCAGGCUGACAGGGCGCAAUUUGAGCGCAUCUUGUCUUACCUUGACCUCGCAAAGCAGUCUGGUGUUUCCAUAGCUUUGGGAGGAAACCGUGAAUCAUCUCCCGGAUACUUUGUUGAGGCUACUCUUCUCACUGAUGUGCCUGAGGAUUCAAGGCUUGUCAAGGAGGAGAUUUUCGGUCCUGUGCUUAUUGUCAACCGCUUUACUGAUGAAGAAGACGUCUUACAACGUGCCAAUGACACCGAGUACGGUCUCUGGGCUAGUGUCUUUACCAAUGAUGUAAGCCGGGCCAUCCGCGUGGCCAAAAGGUUGGAAGCUGGAAGCGUAGGCGUUAACUGUACAUCGCCGGUAUUAGCCAUGGACAUGCCGUUUGGAGGGUGGAAGAGCUCCGGACAGGGACGUGAAUUCAGUCGAUACGCGACUGAUUAUUGGACGGAGCUUAAGACUGUGUACUUUGCUUACUGA